UCUACUUCCUGCAGCAUUACAACAUUUUGACGACUCGUUUUCAGUCAUUACCCUCAAUUAGCAUCCUAAAAUAACCUUCAAUAGAUUGGUUAGCAUAAUUACACAGCACAAACGCCGCUUUGGUCCGACAUGUUGAGGUAGAGCGUGACUCAAGAACUGCAUCCUCCAGCUUCCUUUCUACCAUGGCCCAGCAAUCAGAAGCGGGGCCAUUGGUCUCCCUAUGGACGAGAUCCCUGAUUUCCGGAGCAGUGGCCGGCCUCACAGUCGAUUGCUCGCUAUAUCCCCUCGACACAAUCAAAACUCGUCUACAAAAAGCUAGACGCCAUGCUCCGAGCACACCAGCGCCCACCCUGUCGCUAAGACAAACCAUCCGCGGCAUCUAUGCGGGUCUCCCGUCCAUCGCCGCAUGCGCCGUGCGGGUGCCGACGGAGGUGGUCAAGCAGCGCGCACAGGCCGGUCUCUUCGGUGGAUCCAGUCUGCUCGCACUCAAGGACAUCCUGGCGCUGCGGCACCCGGACCCGACGGGGAAUGCGAAGCGCGGGUACGGGCAAGUCGUCCGGGAGCUGUACCGCGGGGCGGGGAUCACGAUCGCGCGGGAGAUCCCCUUCACGGUGCUGCAGUUUACCAUGUGGGAGUCGAUGAAGGAGGCGUAUGCCAAGCGCGUGUUGGUGCCGUCGGCGGAGUCGGGCGCGUUGAGUCAGGUUCCUGCGUCGACGAGCGCGAUGUUUGGCAGUGUUGCGGGGUCGAUUGCGGCGGGGUUGACGACGCCGUUGGAUGUUAUUAAGACGCGGGUGAUGCUGGCGCGGCGGGGCGAGGGCGGCGCCCGCGUGCGCAUUCGCGACGUCGUGCAGGAGAUCUCUGGGGAGGGAUUCGGGGCGUUCUGGCGCGGGAUCGGGCCGCGAGUGGCCUGGAUUGGGAUCGGGUGGGCGUGGAAUACCCUUGAGCGGAAGAGGGAAUCGCAAUAGAAUGUAUAUCUAUAUAUCUACCGGAAGUGUAUAUGGCAAUGUAUGU
Aspergillus novofumigatus IBT 16806 is the source of this 1011-nucleotide messenger RNA. Its product is annotated as putative mitochondrial carrier protein (Pet8). The record is from RefSeq and is a predicted model, not a curated record. Bases 183 to 965 code for a protein of 260 amino acids. Gene Ontology annotation, molecular function: S-adenosyl-L-methionine transmembrane transporter activity. Lineage: Eukaryota; Fungi; Ascomycota; Eurotiomycetes; Eurotiales; Aspergillaceae. Gene Ontology annotation, cellular component: mitochondrial inner membrane. The transcript is spliced from 4 exons.